AUGGUAAUAGGCCUUAGUAAUGGUAGUAGCAAUGGUAAUUUACCUUCAGAAGACAUACUAAACGAUUUAGCAACAUCAGUAGUGGCAGAGAAAGUGGGAGAGAAUAAGCAUCCCUCACACAGAGUAACAGUCGCAAACUUGGCAACUGCUAGAGCAUCUCGCCAUCACAUCAUCACAUGUCAGACAACUGCGCCAACACAUCAUCAGACGUCGGAGACACUUGCUCCAUCACAUCUUCACACGUCAGAGACAACUGCGCCAUCACAUCAUCACACAUCGGAGACGACUGUGCCAUCACAUCAUCACCCGUCAAGAGACAACUGCGCCAACACAUCAUCAGACGUCGGAGACAACUGCUCCAUCACAUCAUCACUAAUCAGAGACAACUGCGCCAUCACAUCAUCGCGCAUCAGAGACAACUGUGCCAUCACAUCAUCACACGUCAGAGACAACUGCGCCAUCACAUCAUCCCCCGUCAGAAACAACUACGCCAUCUCAUCAUCAUGUGUCAUAGAAAACUGCACCAUCACAUCAUCACGUGUCAGAGACAACUGCGUCAUCAUGUCAUCACGCGUGAGAGACAACUGUGCCAUCACAUCAUCACGUGUCAGAGACAACUGCGUCAUCACAUCAUUACGCGUCAAGAGACAACUGCGCCAUCACAUCAUCACGAAUCAAGAGACAACUGUGUCAUCACAUCAUCAUGCAUCAAGAGACAACUGUCCAAUCACAUCAUCACAUGUCAAGAGACAACUGCGCCAUCACAUCAUCACAUGUCAAGAGACAACUGCACCAACACAUCAUCAUAUGUCAGAGACAACUGCGCCAUCACAUCAUCAUGCGUCAAGAGACAUCUAUGCCAACACAUCAUCAUGCGUUAGAGUCAACUGUGCCAUCACAUCAUCAUACGUCAGAGACAACUGCGCCAUCACAUCAUCACGUGUCAGAGACAACUGCGCCAUCACAUCAUCACAUGUCAAGACACAACUGCAUCAACACAUCAACACACGUCAGAGACAACUGUGCCAUCACAUCAUCACGCGUCAACAAACAACUGUGCCAACACAUCAUCCCGUGUCAGAGACAACUGCGCCAUCACAUCAUCACAUGUCAAGACACAACUGCAUCAACACAUCAACACACGUCAGAGACAACUGUACCAUCACAUCAUUAUUAUGUUCAGGACACAACUGCGCCCAUCACAUCAAAACAACGGUUCAGAGACAACUGUGCCAUCACAUCCACAUGCAAGAGACAAACUGCCCAUCACAUCAUCAUGCGCAAGAGACAAACUGCACCACACCUCAUCAAGGACAGAGACAACUACGCCAUCACAUCAUUAGUUGUCAGAAAGACAACUUCCACAAUUACAACUGCAUCACACAUGGUUAA
Macrobrachium nipponense is the source of this 1392-nucleotide messenger RNA. RefSeq lists its product as uncharacterized. The record is from RefSeq and is a predicted model, not a curated record. The transcript is spliced from 2 exons. NCBI's taxonomy places the organism in Eukaryota, Metazoa, Arthropoda, Malacostraca, Decapoda, Palaemonidae. Bases 1 to 1392 code for a protein of 463 amino acids.